Messenger RNA from Zasmidium cellare ATCC 36951, 2082 nucleotides. RefSeq lists its product as uncharacterized. The record is from RefSeq and is a predicted model, not a curated record. The transcript has 2 exons. Lineage: Eukaryota; Fungi; Ascomycota; Dothideomycetes; Mycosphaerellales; Mycosphaerellaceae. Bases 1 to 2082 code for a protein of 693 amino acids. Gene Ontology annotation, molecular function: serine-type endopeptidase activity. Gene Ontology annotation, biological process: proteolysis.
AUGAUCUCUGCACCUCGAUACAGCGGCGCCAGUCCAGAUCCCAGCGGUACAUGGGCAGUCUACAGCUCUACCAACUAUUCCUUCGAGGACCACGAGUCAUCGUCCACAUGGAAGCUCAUACGCCUUUCAAGCGGAGAGAUCACAGAUCUGCCGCUCAAUUCAAGUGAGGUCUCGGAGAUUGUCUGGGUUGGACCAACGAACACGAGCGUCCUUUACAUCAAUGGCACAAACGAGGAUGUUCCAGGUGGUGUCACGCUUUACACGGCCGAUCUUGCGGAUUCGCCGAUCAAUGCUACACUAGUUGCAUCCCUGGCUGCACCAUUCAGUGGAUUGAAAGCUGUCUCAACAGAGUCCGGCAACAUCAACUUCGUCGUGAGCGCAAAGGCAUACGCCAACAAUGGCACCGCUUGGAAUGAAGAGCUUGCCAGCACACCACAAACCACCGGUCUCUUGUACGACAGCAUCUACGUGCGUCACUGGGACGCGUAUGUCACUCAAGAGCGGUACAACGUCUUCUCUGGAUCUUUGGUCAGCAAUGGCUCAGGACUUCAUCUGGCUGCACCACCAAAGAACCUGGUGCACGGCUUGAAUUACACCGUGACAAGGCCAGAGUCGCCAGUCGGGCCAUACUUCGACACCGGCGACUACGAGCUGAGUCCCGAUGGCUCGCAAGUCGUAUUCUUGACGAAGGCCCCGGAGCUGCCGAAAGCCAACAACACUGCCAGCUACCUCUAUUUGGUGCCUCACAAUGGUUCAUCUUUGCCAGUGGCUAUAAAUGGUCCCAACGGCACUGCUCCUGAAGCGGCCAAGGGAGCCUCAGGCGCUCCAGAGUUCUCACCAGACGGCAAGAAGUUGGCAUACCAUCAGAUGGACGGCGUGUCUUACGAAUCCGACCGGGCCAAGCUGUACGUCGCUGAUUUGGAGACUGAGGAGAUCACACCUCUUGCCGGUAACUGGGAUCGAUCAGCGUCCACGAUCAAGUGGUCUCCAGAUUGCAAUGACCUGUGGGUUGCUGCAGAUUCGAUUGGAUCCACCCGCCUUUUCGUGAUCCCAGCAGACGCAUCCGCAGACUUCCAGCCGACGAACAUCACCGAUAUUACGUCUGUGACUGACUAUUACAUCCUCCCUGACAACACGGCUCUGGUCAACGCCAACUCGGUCUGGGCAUCUUGGCUUCUGUACACUCUUACCCCUGGAGGAGAGUCGAGCUACCUGUACAAAUCGAACGAGAAAGACGCCAACUUGGCCGGUCUCGGUCCUGAAGAUAUUGGCUAUUUCUGGUAUAACGGCACUCUCGGCGACUCGCAACAGGCGAUCAUCGUGUACCCUGAAAACUUCAACUCCAGCAAGGUCUACGACCUGAUCUUCUACGUCCACGGCGGACCACAAGGAUUCACCGGCAACCAAUGGUCGACUCGCUGGAACCUGAAGACAUGGGCAGACCAAGGAUACGUUCUUGUCGGACCAAACCCAACCGGCUCAACGAGCUACGGCCAGCUUUUGACUGAUCGUAUCCAAGGCAAAUGGGGCGGUUGGCCAUACGAAGAUCUUGUCAACGCUCACACCUACGCCUGUGAAAAUCUGCCAUACGUCAACUGCAGCAAUGCUGUGGCAGCCGGUGCCUCAUAUGGUGGCUACAUGACGAACUGGAUUCAGGGCCACGACCUCGGCAACGAGUUCAAAGCCAUUGUCGGCCACGACGGCGUUGCAACGACAUACGCCGACUACAGCACCGAUGAACUCUGGUUCGUGAACCACGAGUACAACGGCACGGUCUGGGAUCCACGCAGUCGCCCCGUCUACGCUGAAUGGGACCCUCUGAAGCACGCGGAAAACUUCUCCACGCCUCACUUCCUGGUCCACAGCGAGAUGGACUACCGCCUGCCAAUCAGUGAAGGCUUGGCCAUGUUCAACGCUCUCCAAGUUGUUGGUGUCCCGAGUCGUUUCCUGACAUUCCCAGAUGAGACGCACUGGGUGUUGAACCGUGAAAACAGCCUGUUCUGGCACCAGGAGAUCUACAACUGGAUCAACUACUGGACCGGCAAGAUCGAUAGCUUGGACGACAAAGCUAUUACCCAGUAA